AGUAAUAUGCAUUUGUUAUUUUAUUUGCCAUGUGGCUUGCGGCUGUUGUAGGUUUGGGAAUUACGAUGGGUUUAAUUAAGUUUUAUAUACAACUUUAAACUGAUAUAUUGCUAGCAUAUUUAACUAGCUAGUUGGGCGUCAAAAUCGCAUAUUAAGAGUUAGAUACAUUAGUGCACUUAGAAUUAAUAAAUGCAUCAAAUGUACCCAUUUAGUACUGGUUUAGUGAAAAACAAAUCCAUGGAACGGGGAAUUUGGCAGUACUACAUGCGCGAAUGAAGUUCUAUAAUAUGUAACGGAAUGCAGCGUCGGUGUCGUGAUAUUAAAAAUAAAUCGAUAAAACGGCAUGAUUGAGAACAAUCUACCCACCUUAAGCUACUUUAUAGUUUUAGUCACUACUAUUUUAGUGCUGGGAGUCGGUGACAGGUGUAUAUUUUACUAAGGAAGGAAAAUGGUACAAAAUAAAUUCCUGUAAAAUUAACAGUGAAAGUUACUAAAUAAUUAAACAAUUAAAAUUACUUGAUCAUUAUUUUUUUUUUACUCUGCACUAUGGCGCAAGUAAUCGCAUUUCUAAAAAUAAUCCAAGACGGAAUUUUACCGUAUCACAAGCGUGAAUCAAUCUCAACGACCAAUUUAUUAUUCCGAACACACACAAAAUACGCUUCCACGGCACUCUUGGUCACAUCAACGCUCCUCUUCAUUCAGCAGUUCUUUGCUGACCAUCUCAAAUGCAUUAGACCAUCGGACGAAGGUACAAAACUGGAGUCUCAACCACUGAAUCAGUUCUGCUACACAAAGGGAACUUUUGCCACGAGAAAUGAGUCGGACUCAUUUUUCGGCGGAGGGGAAGGCUACAUUAGUGUGACCCACUAUCAUCCUUAUUUUCAAUGGGUACCGUUUAUCCUCCUCUUGCAAGGCAUAACGUUUCACAUUCCGCAACUCGUCUGGAGCAAAUUUGUGGAGAAAGGAAGAUUAGCCUCACUCUGCGCCUUAACCUCAACGGAACAAGUUUCCCUCAAUCCGGAAUCUCUCAAUUGCGAUGAGGAUGGGACCUCAUCGAUUAAAGAAUGUGCCACACAAACGCCUCAGUUAGUUCUUCCUCCUGGUUGGAAAUCCUUCGCGAGUACAUUGCACUCUUCAUCUAACAAACGUUACUUUUCUGGAUUUAUGCUCUGCGAAAUGUUAAAUAUUCUCAUGGUGUUGAUCACCAUCUUUACGACGGAGUGGUUUCUUGGGGGACGCUUUAUUCUGAUGGGUCCAAGAUGGAUCUCAUAUUUGCAUCGCCUUAGAACUACACCUACCUCGGAAAAUUCAGCGGGGCUUAAUUACUUGGAGAGUGUAGAAUCCGGAAAUCCACUGGAAGGCGCAUUUCCAACUUUGUUCACAUGUCACUGGCCCAAACCCAUGACAAAUGUGGUUUAUGAAGUUCCAUGCCUUUUAGCAUUAAAUGUGACCCAUCAAAGAAUUUAUCUAAUUCUCUGGACCUCACUUCUCAUAAUGCUGCUCUUGGGAAUUAGCAACUUCAUAUACAGGCUUCGAGUAAUCAGGAAUUCGAAUUUACGGGUCGAUCUUAUGGAGCGGAAUUCAUUAAAAAAAUGUGUUCAUAAUCCGGAAGAAAUGCGUCGUAUUUUAGCAGAUUUGUCAGUUUAUGACUGGUUUAUUUUAAAACGGAUCUUGAAAAAUGUUAACUCACAAAAGUUUAAUGUGAUUCUGCAACAAGUCAGUGAGGCAAUUUUACAAGCUAAAUCUGGUGGUGGGAUGGUGGAUGAGUCGAAUGGUGCUAUUUCUGUUAUUGAACUACAGCCUAUAAACUCGGUCCCUUCCUGAACAAAGGGAAACAGAUUUAAACGUGAUUUGCAGAAUAAAUAAGUUAUUUUGGAACAAGACCAAAAAUGAGAUCUCUGAAUUCUUAUGCCCAUUGUAUGUCUUUCAUAUGAAUGUAUGUAUAUUCUGACCAAUGUAUAUUAAAUCACUAUUGCUUGACAAAGAAAUAGUCACGGUUAAUGUUUUAUUCUUAUUAUAAACUGUACAAAUUCGAUGAAAAAUAAUAAUUUAGUUCUGUACAUUUAGA
This is a messenger RNA of Folsomia candida, 2068 nucleotides long. Its product is annotated as innexin inx2. Gene Ontology annotation, cellular component: plasma membrane; gap junction. Gene Ontology annotation, molecular function: gap junction channel activity. The coding region runs from base 547 to 1824 and encodes 425 amino acids. The transcript is spliced from 4 exons. NCBI's taxonomy places the organism in Eukaryota, Metazoa, Arthropoda, Collembola, Entomobryomorpha, Isotomidae. The record is from RefSeq and is a predicted model, not a curated record. Gene Ontology annotation, biological process: phototransduction.